UGAGUGUGUGUGUUUUUUUUGUGGUGGAUGAGAAUCAACAGUGGAGGCUGAGGGGGAAAAAAAAGAGUGUGACUAUAUGCUAGCGAGGUAAAGACGAGAGGUUCCCCGACAGCAAGACAAAAAAAAAAGAUCAAGAGGAAGAAAGGGGCUGGCAAACCAGGAUCUGAAUUCCCCCCUCUGAUAUAUACAUAUAUAUAUAGACAUAUAACAAAUACAAGAGCGAAGACGAGGAAUACGACGAGGAACCCCUUCCAGCAAGCAGUAUCGCCAUCUCCUGCACUCCGAGCCACUGCUGUGUCUUCCUUACGAUGGGAAACGCUGCUACCGCCAAGAAAGGCAACGAGCUGGAGAGCGAGACUUUUGUGAAAGAGUUCUUAGCCAAAGCCAAAGAAGAUUUCUUACGAAAAUGGGAAUGUCCACCACAGAGCACGGCUGGUCUAGAUGACUUUGAGAGGCAAAAAACCCUCGGCACAGGCUCUUUCGGAAGAGUUAUGUUGGUAAAACAUAAAGGAGCAGAGCAGUACUAUGCCAUGAAGAUACUGGACAAGCAGAAGGUUGUAAAGCUGAAGCAGAUAGAACACACAUUAAAUGAAAAGAGAAUAUUGCAGGCUGUGUCCUUUCCAUUUCUUGUAAGGUUGGAGUAUGCCUUUAAGGAUAACUCUAAUUUGUAUAUGGUGAUGGAGUAUGUUCCAGGAGGAGAAAUGUUUUCACAUCUUAGAAGAAUUGGAAGGUUUAGUGAACCUCAUGCACGAUUUUAUGCAGCUCAGAUAGUACUGACAUUUGAGUACCUCCAUUCACUAGACCUCAUCUACAGAGAUCUGAAACCUGAAAACCUUUUAAUCGAUCAACAUGGGUACAUCCAGGUCACAGAUUUUGGCUUUGCCAAAAGAGUAAAGGGCAGGACUUGGACAUUGUGUGGAACUCCAGAAUAUCUGGCACCAGAGAUUAUCCUCAGCAAGGGCUACAACAAAGCUGUGGACUGGUGGGCAUUAGGGGUUCUAAUCUAUGAAAUGGCAGCUGGCUAUCCUCCAUUCUUCGCAGAUCAGCCUAUUCAGAUAUAUGAAAAAAUUGUCUCUGGCAAGGUACGAUUCCCGUCUCACUUCAGCUCAGACUUGAAAGACCUUCUGAGGAAUUUGCUUCAGGUAGACCUGACCAAACGGUAUGGCAAUCUGAAGAAUGGUGUAAAUGACAUUAAAAACCACAAGUGGUUUGCCACAACGGAUUGGAUUGCCAUCUAUGAGAGAAAGGUGGAAGCUCCUUUCAUACCAAAAUGCAGAGGCCCUGGCGAUACAAGCAACUUUGACGACUAUGAAGAGGAGGACAUCCGUGUCUCUGUUACAGAAAAAUGUGCAAAAGAGUUUUCAGAAUUUUAGAGUGUGAGAGUGAGGUUGCAUCAGGGCUCGUAUAUGGGAUCUUUGCACUCUGCUAAGAGAUGGGGUGGAGCUGAGACCAUCAUAUUUGUUCAAACAAUACCUAGUUCCUUCAUUCCACAAGGCUGAAUGAGGUCCUUAUUGCCAUGAUCCUUGUGUGCAGUUAGCACUAACUCUCAUACACAGGCACAUUUAAGCAGUCACUCCUUGUGCUGCCACACAACUAGACCACUUUCUUAUCCUUUCUUUUCUCUUUUUUGAGUUUCAAAGCAGUCGUCUUUGUCUUGAAUGUUGUAUCUCCCCCUUUUUUUACAAAGUGGUAUUUUACAGAAAAAGUCAAAAGACAAAAUCGGUAAUACACACCCUUUGAUUUUGACGUGUAAUGAUUAAGUGAUCAGUUGUACCAGGAGAUGUCGGAAUUGGUGUGUGAUUCAGGUCAACUUGAAAGAUAGGUGUUGCUUCUAGUGUGUGCCAUCUAACAGUUUUUGUCUGUUACAUGUCUGAGACUUUUUAAGAAGAGUUGCAAGCUGAAAAAUCUUUUUGCUCAGACUAGAAUCUAGACAACUUUUUUUCGGCAUCUUUCGGAAGUAGUACUUGUUCUUCGUGUGUAUCUGUACAUCAAUCAAAUAAGGUUUCGAACACCUUGCGUGUUCAAAGCAUGACCAAAAUUAGAAUUCAAUGAAUGGUAGAACCAGGUGGACAAUGCCCUUUGCCCUCUGCCCUUUGUCCUUUUCUCCUGAAUUCAGUACCACUAACCCCACGACUUUUUCUUUCUUCUCUGAAGCGGUGUUCUUGCCAUUGUACAGCUGCAUACUGCUGAGAGUGGCAAACCUAAUUACAAAAGCAGAAGACCCUCAAAACUAGAUAGGUCUUUGUAUCAUUUCUAGCGAUGUUUUUACCAGUCUGUCAACUCUUAGAUAGUUGUCUUUAAACUCCUGUUUUCCAUGUAUUAAAAUGUUUUUGGCAAUUAAAGCUAGAAAAUGAGACACAAGAAAACGAGAAAAUUUGAGGGACGUAAAAGAAUUAAGACCCCUUAAAUUGAUAUCCUUCUGCAUCACUGUAUUGCUCCACUAUUAGGUAUGUUCAAAUUAAAAGGAAUAAUAUUUGCAAAAAACCUCUAUUUGGAGUGAAUUGCUAAAGUGAAUGGUCCAUUGUUUGGUAUAAAGUGUACGAAAAGGUUAUCUGCCAAGUUUUGCCUGUGGCACAGUGUUGGUAAAACUGGACUGGGCAUGUGCAUUAACAGUUUUCACUCCAUUAUGAGUUUUUAAUGCUUACGUCGUUUUGCAAAGUUCUCAAAAGAGAUCUGUAAAACUGCCAUAUUUCUACGUUUUCCAUUUUUACUCUUGCAUUUCUGUCUUGGUUUAUUUCAUUCUUAUGACAGAAUGUAGAAUUGCAACUAGUAGCUAUGUAUAUUAUUUUUGCUUGAUUUUAAGUUAUAUUCACACACCAACUAAAACAAUUUCAAAAGCUGAUGUGUGCAAGCUUCAGCACCUUUCUAUCACGUUUAAUUCAGUCUGUCAAAACUCAUUUCAUCAGACACAUUUGCGUUUUCAUAUAUAUUUGUUUUUAUUUAUACACGUAUUAGGGAAAGAUGCUGUCUAAUAAAUUUAAUUUUGAACGGUUAAAAAUGGCAUAGUUUUUGCUGUCUUUGGAAGAUCCAUUUUAAUACUGUAAGUGUGAAAUAAUAUGGUUUAAACAUGAAACAGACACACAUCAGUAUCUAGCCAUCAUACUCGUUGGUGUGUCAGUGAGUGUUACAUCACUGAUAGCACUUCCUCCUAAGCUAUGUGACACUCCUGGAAAUAAAUCUCCUUUGUAGUCAUCUUACAUUACCAGUAUGGGCUCUACUAUCAAUUCUCUAUGUAUUUAGUUUCUUGGAUAUUUUGCACAACAAUGUCAUUAGAAGGCUGACACUGACAGCAGUUUUUGUCCACCCAUAUUUACUUGUAUGUGCAAGGGAAGUAUAAGAUACUUUGCUGUAGCAGAUUUUAUGUAACAAAAGAUAUAUACGUCACAUUAAUAAAUUUUAAAAAAAUCCUUUGUAUGAAAAUGUUAAAAUCUUUUGUAUUUCAUUUAGACUGAGGACAUGCUGUUGUAUGCUAGCUGUAUGCGAUAAAUUCUACAGUAACUUUGUUGUCGUUUAUGGACAUAAAGAUUUUAAUAAACGCUGGAGAUCACAUUUCC
Messenger RNA from Lepisosteus oculatus (spotted gar), 3554 nucleotides. The record is from RefSeq and is a predicted model, not a curated record. Lineage: Eukaryota; Metazoa; Chordata; Actinopteri; Semionotiformes; Lepisosteidae.